AUGCCCGACAGGGAGUCACAGCUCGUCACUGUGAGCACUGAGUUCAUUACGCGAACGGCCGUGCCAUAUCCCGCCAAGUCCAGCAAGGAAAUCCUCGAGGAUCUCCUCCAAGAAUUCCCGGACCAAAACGCGGCAAACAAACUCACAUUCUACAUCGGGUCCAAUUAA
Purpureocillium takamizusanense is the source of this 168-nucleotide messenger RNA. RefSeq lists its product as uncharacterized. Bases 1 to 168 code for a protein of 55 amino acids. The transcript has a single exon. The record is from RefSeq and is a predicted model, not a curated record. NCBI's taxonomy places the organism in Eukaryota, Fungi, Ascomycota, Sordariomycetes, Hypocreales, Ophiocordycipitaceae.